Molecule: messenger RNA, 2557 nt
Organism: Nomia melanderi (Alkali bee)
Lineage: Eukaryota; Metazoa; Arthropoda; Insecta; Hymenoptera; Halictidae
Product: sister chromatid cohesion protein DCC1
Biological process (GO): mitotic sister chromatid cohesion; maintenance of mitotic sister chromatid cohesion
Cellular component (GO): chromosome, centromeric region; Ctf18 RFC-like complex; chromatin
Source: RefSeq, a predicted model, not a curated record
GGUCAGUUUUUCACUCCAUCGUUUCGUGUCGAUGAAAAGGUUACUCUGAACGUUAAGAGACAACGCGUCAUAAUGGAUUUAAUAUUAACACACAGAUAUUAUGAAUUAAUAUUAACAUAUACACUAGUGAUCAAAAGUAUUACGAAGGAUAUUGGCAGAAAAACAGAUACGAGAAAGAAUACAUGCAUGAACAGAAAAAUAAAUGGACAUUGUUGCAUCUAGUUUAAACAUUGUUUUUGGAGUUGCAAAUUAUUCAUAUAAAAAAAGGACUUUAACACUGAGUUAUUUAACGCAUACGAUUUACGAAUGACAACUGGUACAUACCUCGUUCAAAUGAAAAUUCGUAUAAAAUUCAGACUUUUCGGUGCACAGUAAAUUUUCCUAACAAGUGCAAUAGCAAUUAAUAUGGCUACUACCAAUGUCGGACGGAUUUCGAUAAGUCGAAUCAUGCUACUCCAUCUUUAGCAGCGCUAUUCAGUGGGCUAAAAAGUGGCGCGUAAAAGUUAGUUGUUUUGUGUACAAGUUGUAACAUACAUUUAUUUAAUAUAGUUUUCUGACUGUUGAUACUUCAUUUAUAUAAUAAUUGGAUUUUAAUUUAAUCUGAGUACAUCGGUUAAUUUUUUAGUAAAUAAGAUUUUUUUUAAUCCGUUCAAAUAACAGUGGAAGUUCGACAGGAUGGUAACUAUAAAUUCUGGAUAUGAAAGAACCAUGGACGAGAUACGCGAAACUUUACGCUUGGCUAUUAUUAAAGAGCCAGAGCUGCAAAAUGUAACACAAAUUGUAUAUUCUGUGGCAGACAAUAACAUAGAGCAAUGUACAAAGUUAUUAGAACUUGACGAAGAUUUGCUAGAAACCAUCAAGGCAGGAGACAGUUUAACUUUCCAGGGGAAUAAGAAAGACUCUGUGGUAUUGUGUACAAAAAAUAAAACAUAUGAUAUUAAAGAAGCAGAAACAUCCAACUCCUGUUUGGUGGUACCAAACUUAAAUUUAUUUGAGCAGACUAAUAUAGAUACAAAUGAACGAAUAAUGAAGAACUAUAAUAUCUCAGGAGUUUUUCAUAGAUAUUAUGAGGUGAGGGAAGGUAAACCUAAGCUAGAUAGAUUAAUUAGUACACUUGAGCCUACUUCUUUCAAAGGAAUAGAAUAUGAAUCCACAAUAUCCAAAGAACAUCUAUAUGAUUGGGAUAAAUUAAGAAGUGAAAUACAGGCCAGUGAAGAUGAAUUAAAUAAAGCAUUAAAUGAUUAUUUGAUAACUAAUAUUGAUGGUUAUUUUCGUAUAAUAUCAUUUGAGUUUGAGAUACGAAGUUUAACUUUAAUGUUAGAUCUAUUUGAGGAAAAUAGUUGGGAAAUAGAUGAAGUGGAUAAAGAAAUCACAUAUGAAUCCAUAAAGGAAUUACUUCCUGAAUGUGUGUUUGAUAUUAUAUUUGCAAAGUAUACAGAAGUGAGUGAUAAAUUAAAACCAGAUGGAACACCUCUGUAUAGGUAUAAGGAAGGAAAAUGCUGCAAAAGUUUAGCAAAGGUUCUUCUGUCCGCUUCACCAGUAACAGAACAUAAGCAAUUUAUGGAAUCAUGGUCUAUUGGUACUCCCGAAAAAAUGAAACCAAAAGAAGAAUAUUUGAGUGGUAUAGCUCUGAUUACAUGGAAUAGUUCAACACUGAAGAAAGAAGUAGUAUCGUUUCUGGAAACAGAUUUGUCAAGGAAUAUCUAUGAUAGGUUCAAUGAACUUUUCAAAGCAAAAGAUAAAUGGACAGUCGAAGAAAUAACACCAUAUGUAUUAAACUUGACCACGAAUCAAAUGAAUGUUAAUGCUCUGCUGACUAAAUACGCUAGAUGUUCAACGGUAAAUGGCGUUAAAUAUUAUAGCUCGAAGCACGGUAAAUAGUCGAUUGAAAAUGGUUCAUGAUACUGAAAUCAUUCACGUUGUUUAUUUCGCUCGUGAUCAUGAUACAUAGUUACAUUUACACAAUUUUAUAAAUAUCUUUGAAAUAUUAUUACGCACUGUGCUCACUUUUAUCAUUCUUCGUCUGGUUGAUAACAGUAACACGAUCGAUCAUCGUAGACUGCCGUCGCUUCAAUACUUGUUCCUUCUCAAAGGACUGCAUUUGUAGUUCGGAGAACAACUACCUGUACUAACAAUGACAAAUGGCUUGUAUCUUUAUCUUUUCGUCGUCGAUUACAAAAUUUAUAUCAUGUAACAUGAUUGCGGAACAACUUUAGCUGCAAAGCUAAAAUAAAAGGAAAACAAAGCAUUCGAUAGUGUUCAAUUCACGGAAACUUGAAUGAAUGACUCGAUAAUAGAGCGAUUAAUUAAAUUUAUCUCGAAGAUAUACGGAUCUCCUAAAUUUUUAUAGCUGCGGAUCGCGCGUAUAGUGAAUUUUGUUCUUCGUCUUAAUUUACAUCAUCACAUAUUAUGAUACUCGACACGACACAGUUGCGGUAAUUACACGUAACAUAAAAAGAAGAACGCGAUGGAAAUUAUACUUUACAGAAUAAAGAUUAUAAUAUUGCAGAGAAUGUAAACAUCAUAGUACAUAAUACAAUUGAAAACAAAAACCUAC